AAGCCUAAAAGGACUCCAAUCAAUGUAUUACCCAUACCAGAUGACAACAUAAGUGAAGAUAGCUUUGACGAUGAAGAAAGUGAUUAUCAGCCUGACAACAUGGAACUGGAAGUCGAGGACUCAGAUGAUGACGUACUGGAACCAGAAACAGAUGAGGCUGACGAAAGUGAAGAAAAUAUGCAAACUGAUUCUGAUGAAGAGGAAAUGUUGAAAAGCAAAAGGAAGAAAAAGGAAACAAAGGGGAAGAAAAGUGUGGACAAGGUAAAGUUUUGUACUAUAGGCAAAAAUUCCAAUUAUUGCAAAUUGAGCAUAUAAUUAGCCUUUCUCACGAUGAUGAAUAUCCGAUGCAGACAUCAAAACAAUGUGAAAAGCAAUUUAUCAAAAUAAACUAUAACCAUUUGCAAAGCAAAUUUACCAUUAUUCGUCCAAAAAAUAAUAAAAAGUCAUGUAAAUGUGGACUUCUCUCGCAGACUUCAGCUGAAAUGCCACCCAAAAUAGCGGCGUGAGAAAGGCUAAUUAAAUUAGGCCACAUUUCUCACUUUUAGAGUAAGAAAUUCUCAUGGAAAACAAAUCCAUGGAAGCGUCCACGAUCAUCCAACAUUCCCGUUGAAAAGAUGAAACCAUCAGACAGCAGCUUUUCCAAUCUCUGUCAACCAUUUAAAUUUUUCAAGCAAUUUCUCACCAAAGAUUUGUUAGAUCAUAUAACAUUUCAAACAAACUUAUACAAUACCCAGCAUGCAACACUUGGUUAUAAAUGA
This is a messenger RNA of Paramuricea clavata, 758 nucleotides long. Lineage: Eukaryota; Metazoa; Cnidaria; Anthozoa; Malacalcyonacea; Plexauridae. The record is from the annotation of a GenBank genome assembly.